UCUACUUUCUCUUCUUGCAGAGUCGGAUUUUUUUUUAAAUCUGCAUUUUUGUAAAAUUCAGAUAUACAUUUUUUCACUUUCCUCUCAAGAAAAAAUGGUCCUUCUAGGCCCACAAACACAUAUGUGUAGAAAGCUAACAAAAUACUUCAUAAUCAUUAUCAUUAUCAUCAUCAUACUCAAUCAUACUUAGUAAAUCCCACCAAUAGAUAUACACAGUCUUACCUCUACACCAUAGGACUAGAGAGGCUGCUCCCAGUGAGACACCCGGCUCCAUAGUAGUUUUGCAUCAAGCCUUGGACAUAAAGCACAUAACUCUCGGCAAAAAGGCCGAUUAGUGCAUCCCCGGCUUUUAACGUUAUUUUCACGAAAUUAGUAAAAUAACGUUAAAAUUAGUGCAAUUUCACUUUUACCCCCUGGGGGCCACACAUAUAUACAUUAUACAUGCACACCGCAAGCGAGGCGUGUACGUGAAAGGUAACAAAAUACUUGGAGUGCCUAAAUGAGUUUCAAAGGGAUUUAGAAGAACUUGUUUUGCAUAGUUGAAACAAGCCAAUGCAGAUGGCUUCUUCAUCUAAUGCACCUGAUGUUUCUAGAGGAGUAGAAGGAGACUUGACAUAUAUACAGGCAUUAAAUGCCAAUGUCUCCAACUUUGUUUCAGUAAAGCUUUCCAGCCAAAGCAACUAUCCUAUCUGGAAGGCUCAGAUGCUUUGCCUCGUAGAUAGUCAGAUGUUGCGUGGGAUCAUUGAUUACCAAUUUCCUUUGUCCGGGGACAAGCAGUAUUAUCAAUAUCACUAUGACAAUCUUGUCAAAGGGUGGAUUUUUGGUUCUGUCAACGAAAAAGUGCUCGAGAAUUUGGUAGAUCUUAGAUCCGCACAAGAAGUUUGGAUGAAACUAAAAUCCAUUUAUGAUCCACCACAAAGCUCUACGACAGGUGUCGCUUCACCAGGAAUUAUAUUCAGAACAGACCUUGUAAGAGUUCCAGAAACAGAAGACACAAGCAACAUCAGACUAAAGAAAGAUUUGUACAAAGCUGCGGAUGAAGGGUGUUGGUGGAAAGCAAAAUCCAUAUUAAAAAACCAUAAGAAUGCAACCACCGAGGUAAUCAAUGGAAAUGGUGACACGAUCCUUCACGUAGCAGUUGAAAGGGGCCACAACUAUUUCGUUGAAAACCUGUUGGAGUUUUUAAAAGACGAAAAAGCUAUGAAAAUGGAAAAUUUUAAGGGUCAAACAGCCCUACACAUUGCCGCAAUGGUUGGCAAUACCUACGCAGCACAACUCUUGGUUCAGAAGACGCAAGAGUUGUUAACGAUCAUAGACCGCAAUAAAGAGAGACCAUUUGAUACUGCUUUUAUCAAUUUGAAGCACGAUGUAUCUACUUAUUUGAUUAAAUCCGGACGUAGUUUUGAAGCCUAUUAUCUUGAAAAUGCUCCCUUUGCCAUCUUCUCUGCGAUUCAAACAAAAGAAUACGAUUUAGCAACAGAAUUGCUUGACAAACAUCCCCUAUUUGCUCUUGGUCCAAAUAUUAGUUUUGAUAUUAUAUUGUUGACAACAACUCUAACCUUCCCAACCAAGAUUGGUUUCAAGGAAUCUUUAAUCUAUCCAUCUUUCGACAAUGUCCGUCGGAAAAUAGCCGUGAGAAGUUCUUUGCUAUUUCACUCUAAUUUUUUGAAUAAAUGUGUGGAUGACAUCUUAAGGGUAGGGAAAAUCUGUAAUAACACAUGUUGCAGCUGGUUGGGGAAUAUUUCCAUGAUAUUAAUUGUCCCACUGGCCACACUUUAUCCAAUAUAUGAGUUGAUUUGUCUACUCAUUCUGGUGCUUCGUUUACCCUUCUCUAUGUUGUAUUUCCAUCUAUGGACGGUUUUAGCAGUUAACGUGCGUCCAGUCAAGAAUAUAGAGAAGAAGAAAAAAGCGUACGAUGAAGCGAAGAAGUUUUUGAGUGAGAUAUGUAAUCGUAUGGGCCGAUCACACCCUGGUUACUGGAAGCCAAUUAUUGAAGCUGUACGCCGAGAUACCUACGAGGUUGUUGAUGAGAUUCUAUUUGUGUCACCUGAUACAAUCAACUGUAAGAAUGAAGAAGGGCAUGACAUUAUUCAGUUAGCCAUAAUAAAUCGUUCAGAAAAGGUAUACAACCUUAUCUAUCACAUAAUUGAGCGCACCGAGUCUUGUAGAAAAGUGACGGAUUCUUCUAUGAAUUCUCUUGCACACUUGGUUGGAAGAUUGGCACCUUCUUCUGUACUCGGUCGUACUACUGGUGCAGCACUACAAAUGCAACGGGAGCUUUUAUGGCGUGAGGAAGUGCAGAAGCUCAUGUCACCUCUAGAACUUAUACAAGAUAAUAUCUAUAAGGAAACACCAGCAAUGGUGUUCACCAGGGAACACCAGGAUUUGAUGAUGCAAGGAGAAUGCUGGAUGAAAACAACAGCUGAAUCAUGCAGCAUCACUGCUGCAUUAAUUGUCACAAUUGUAUUCGCAGCGGCAAUCACUGUACCUGGUGGGAAUCAAGAAUCUGGCAUCCCUGUGUUUAAAAAGGAAACUGCCUUCACUAUCUUUGCAGUAUCUAAUGCAUUCUCACUAUUUACAGCGACUACCGCACUAUUACUGUUCUUAUCAAUCCUCACCACACGUUUUUCCGAAAAAGAUUUUCUGGUCAGUUUACCAAGAAGGUUGAUUUUGGGUCUUUUCACGUUAUUCCUCUCUACAAUUGCCAUGAUUGUAGCCUUUGGUGCAAUCUUGUUCCUUGUCUUUUGUGAUCACAGACCAUGGAUGUUGGCACCAAUAGCUGGAUUUGCUUGCUUGCCGAUUUCAAUUAUUUAUUAGAUGAAACAAUUAUUAAACUUAAUUUAUGAUAUGUAUAUGUAUUCGUAUGAUAAUAUGAUAACUAGAACUCGAUAUGUAUAUAUGAUAAGUCAAGGUGGAUGUUAUAAGCGGGUAAUUUAAACUGCCAAUGACAGUUUCCCGCUUGAAUUAACCGCUUAGUUUGACAUGUAUAUAAGUGUAAGGACCGGCAUCAUUUACCGGUACCAAGACACUCAAUUUCCUUUCGUUAAUU
Molecule: messenger RNA, 3049 nt
Organism: Helianthus annuus (common sunflower)
Lineage: Eukaryota; Viridiplantae; Streptophyta; Magnoliopsida; Asterales; Asteraceae
Exons: 8
Coding region: 553-2817 (754 amino acids)
Molecular function (GO): protein binding
Source: RefSeq, a predicted model, not a curated record